ACCCCAAAACUGAAAUCGGAUCCAACUUCCGACCCGACCCGACCCGACCCGCCAUAUUUCAAAAUCCCUAAAUUCCCUCCAAAAUAAAACUCCCCCAAAAUUUGAAUUUACAGUGUUAAUUUUUUCUCCAUAAUGGCUUCGAAAUCUCUAAAACCACCAAAAAUCCCUAAAAAGCAAUGGUCUCUCAACGAUUUCGAGAUCGGAAAACCACUCGGAAAAGGCAAAUUCGGCCGUGUAUACCUCGCCCGCGAAAUCAAGAGUGGAUUUAUAGUUGCGUUGAAGGUGAUAUUCAAGGAGCAAAUAGAGAAAUACAGGCUGCAUCAUCAACUCAGGAGGGAAAUGGAGAUUCAAACGAGUCUUCGCCACCCGAAUGUACUGAGGCUAUAUGGCUGGUUUCAUGAUGAGGAGCGGAUUUACUUGAUUUUGGAGUACGCUCAUGGCGGUGAGCUCUACAGGGAGCUUAGGAAGACCGGUCGCCUGCCUGAGGAACAAGCUGCUGUAUAUAUUGCAAGUCUCACACAAGCACUGGCGUACUGUCAUGAGAAGCAUGUCAUUCACAGGGACAUAAAGCCAGAAAACCUGUUACUUGAUCAUGAG
Messenger RNA from Capsicum annuum, 597 nucleotides. RefSeq names its product serine/threonine-protein kinase Aurora-3-like. The record is from RefSeq and is a predicted model, not a curated record. Gene Ontology annotation, cellular component: chromosome passenger complex; spindle pole centrosome; spindle microtubule. Lineage: Eukaryota; Viridiplantae; Streptophyta; Magnoliopsida; Solanales; Solanaceae. Gene Ontology annotation, biological process: mitotic spindle organization; protein phosphorylation; regulation of cytokinesis. Gene Ontology annotation, molecular function: protein kinase activity; ATP binding.